Ilex paraguariensis (yerba mate) is the source of this 569-nucleotide messenger RNA. The record is from the annotation of a GenBank genome assembly. NCBI's taxonomy places the organism in Eukaryota, Viridiplantae, Streptophyta, Magnoliopsida, Aquifoliales, Aquifoliaceae.
CCUGGGGACAGUUCUCUUGAGGCCAUCCACAACAUGACUCAGCUUUGCCGAAGAAUGCUUCGCUUCAACAUCAAAAGGAGAAUUCUCUGGCGGGUCUCGACUCUCCGGCGAAGCCUUUUCUCUUUCUGGAACAAAGUUCUUGCGUGUUUGAUGGGUAAGUCAAUCCAGUAUAGACAACUACCACACACUGCUGCUGUAUAUAGCACUCCUCCUUCAGGUGCUGUAGAGGGCGCUUUUCCGGCCACCGACACGGCGUCCCGGUGCUGUGGACUCGAUGAGGAGUCUUCCGAUUUGGUGGUUCUGAAGAUUAGUCUCUUGGGUGAUUGCCAUACUGGAAAAACUAGCUUUCUGACUAAGUAUGUGGGGAGAGAUGAAGAACAAGAAGGUUCUGAGAGGACAGGUAUAAAUCAGAUUGACAAAACACUCUCUGUAGGAGGGGCACGAAUUGCUUAUACUAUAUGGGAAGUGGGAGGUGAUGAAAAUUCUCACAAUCAGAUUCCAAUUGCUUGUAAAGACUCGGUAGCAAUGUUAUUCAUGUUUGAUCUGACGAGUCGGUGUACUUUAAAUAG